UAUGCAGAUCACGUUUAGUAAACUAUCCACCAUCUUUUACCUCAUCUGCCCCCUGUCCUGUGAAGCUUCAAAGCAUGCAUGAAGAUUUACAUACAUGUAGCCUAGUAAUUUGUUCAAAGUUCGGUCUGUGUUAAAAUUCAAAUUCACAUUUGAUUUGAGUUUCAUGCUGUCUGAGACAGUGUCUAAAUGUAGACUCAUUCCACACAUUGUAACAUUUAGAUUUCACAUUGUUCUCAGACUAUUAUACAGCAAGCCUUUCAUAACAAUUUGUUUUGCCUGUGCUUAUAGAAGUGAAAUGUGUUCAUAUGCAUAAGUGUCGAGUUUUGUUGUGUAAAUCAUUUGCCCAACGUGAUGGUUUCAGUGCCCCUGUGAGAGACCCUUCAGGUCAAGAAACCCCGUUGGUAAGGUUAAAAUGUAAGAGCAGUGAUAACAGGAGGAAAACAAACAACACCGUUGGUAAAAAAUGAUUAGUGUCUGUGUAUUGGCGAUGGCAUAUGCACACAAUGUUAAGAAUGCACCAUGGCGUCUGUCAAGAAGUAAUAUUCACGUUUUGAUCUAUUAAAGAAGUGUUGCUUUAUCGACGAAUGUUUCGUAUUUUAUUGUCCCUGCCGCCAUAUUGGAAAACCCUUCAACCCAGUGACAUCAUAAAGCGUGUUCCUUCCGUCCGAUGCUGUGUGGACCCGAUUCAACUGAAUGUGAACUGCUAGGAGACAAAGCAAUGAAGUAAUCCCCCCGGAUCAAUCAAAUGUGUCGUAUUUAACUGUUUAGUAACUGAAACAUAAGCCACAAUUUCAAGGGACUGCUUUAGACUUUGGACACCUGGUGGGUGCAAUUAAUUAUCAGAUAGAACAGAACCAGCAGGCUUCGGAGCUCGUAGGAUCCUACUAGAAAAGGUGGAAACUUCGGUGCAUUCGAAAAUGGACUACAAGCUUGCUCCUUCUGAUCUGGACAAGCAGACUGAAACGUUGGUGUGAGAAAUGCUCUCACACCCAUGACUCAUUAACUUUUUUUGUCAAGCUGCAUCAGAAUUUGAUUUUCUCGCAGAACUUUGGUCAGCUAACAUGGAUGGAGGGGAAGACCUCUCUCUUAAGAGUGAAGAAGAUGUCGUAGAUUCAGAAACUAAUGGCAUAGAAAACAAGAAAAGAGAGGCGAAAGGAACAUGUCUAAAAAUUGAGGGGCAAGAUGGCUACGUGUUUAAAUCAUACAGCAUUACCCCCCAUGACACUGCAGAUGCAAAGACCUGUCCAUCUAAAACACUGGCUAAAGACUCUUCCCCCGUGGCUUCAAUUCACGAGGAGGAACCAGACAAUUUAUCUAUUUCUCAGGUUGAUGGACAAUUUAAAAUGAAUGGGUCUGUCAAUGAAACAGGUGAGGCAUGUGACAAAGAGAACUCUCUUAGGCCUACUUCUCCAGCCAUUUCAAACAAAAGCCUAAAUCUAAACACUGAAAUCAAGAUAGAAAAUGACACAUCUGAACAUAUUGAGGAAGACGAUCCAAACAGUAUGGAGGAGGGGACCCAAGAGGAUGAAAGGUUAUCAUAUGAUAGUUCUGUCGGCCCCUUUGUUACUAGAGACAAUACAGAUGAUUACAGUAGUAUGCUUAGUGGGUACACAAGCACUCUUUAUGAUGUUGCGAUGGAUGCUGUCACUCAAAGUCUAUUGUCAUCCAUGAGAAGUCCCGCUAAUGCUAAUCCCAGGAAGAAAUCCCCUGCCUGGAACCAUUUCUGCAUAUCUCCACGUGAUAGUACCAAAGCAAUCUGUAUGUACUGUAUGAAAGAGUUCAGUCGAGGUAAGAACGAGAAGGACCUCAGUACAAGUUGUUUAAUGAGGCACGUACGAAGGGCUCACCCCACUGUGCUUUUACAAGAUGGCGACUUCUCCUCAAAUACUCUGACUGCUUCUGCUGCCUCAUCGUUAAUAUCCCCCUCAAAUAACGGAAGCCUGGCAGCUAGCAUUACUACUCCCGCCGCACAAAAUAACUCCUCACCGUCCACCUCUUCAGCAGAGGGCUCUGACAUAUCAUCAUCCAAAGAAGUGUUACCAAAACUUGAACCAAAACUAGAAAAGGGUGCCAAAAACAACACUGGCACAGUCUCAUCCUCACAUUCCAACAACAACCAUGAAGAAGCGAUGGAUGGAGGUGGGUCUGAGCGCCUCGCUGCAACUCCUAAAAACUCAAGUUCUCGUAGAAGAUCAGCUGUGUGGAAGCAUUUCUACCUGUCACCUGCUGACAGUUCCAAAGCAGUAUGCAUACACUGCAUGAAUGAAUUUAGCAGGGGUAAAAAUGGAAAGGACUUGGGCACUAGCUGUCUGAUUCGCCAUAUGUGGAGAGCCCACAGAGAAAUUGUCAUUGAAGAAAAUGGACAGGGCUCGAACAUUCCACCACCAUAUACAAACCCACCAACACUAUUGUCUCGCUCUCAGCUGCAUCAGGACUCAGUAGUGGACAUUAAAAAAGAAUCCCCUUUCGCUCCAUCCUCCCCAGAAACAAUAUCUGGCGAAAUGCCCCAUAACGAAGAUGAAAGCAUGGAUGUGAAGGAGGAGUCUGAUGACACAAUAAACCAAUCAGAACAGGAUUCCUCCCUCAAUCUCUGCUUUGGACUUMRAGAUGAGGAUGUUCCUUUACCUYCCUCACYGUGYGAUCURUCYCUAGAGGGCUCAGGCCUGAAAGAGGAUCCGGCGAGUUCAAUYUUCCAACAAAAYAAAAAAAUCAUGAAACGKGUGAAAUCCGAAGUGUGGCACCAUUUCAUYGUCUCUCCAGKGGAUCAGCUUAAAGCCCUCUGYCGAUACUGCCCCUGUGUCAUCAGCCGGGGGAAACGGGGMGACUUCGGAACCAGCUGUUUGAUGAGGCAUCUAAUGAGAAGGCACCCUGAUGUMCUCAAAAACCAAAAAAGCACAAAYGAUAAGGACUCCUCACCUCWUCCCUACGCUAYUCUCUCUGCUGCUGAGGCUGUUCCAGCCAAACUGWCYAACAGCCCUGCCAAAGAGAAAARGCCACAYAACUCUGUGUUCAGUAAAAAGACAUCAAAGUUGUGGAAUCAUUUUUCUAUUUCCCCUUCYGAUCCCACUAAGGUGGUUUGUUUGCACUGUAGCCGCACAAUAAGUCGGGGCAAAAAGACGACAAACCUCGGAACUAGUUGUUUAUUCAGGCACAUGCAGAGAUUUCAUGGAAAUGUUCUUGAAAGUAACAGUACUAUCUCAGGUGAUGUGCCGUCUGCUGAAAUUCACGUUAAACACGAACUCAUGGACACUUCUGUGUAUGACGAAAACUGUGAAAGAUUUGAUGACUACCAUCCGGUUGCCAAAAAAAUCACCACACUCGUUGCCGAAAUGCUUGCACUGGAUCUUCAGCCAUCAGCCCUAGUGGAGAACACUGGUUUGAACCGAUUACUGGAGUACCUUCAACCUCAAUAUUCUCUACCCUCCUCUUCAUAUUUCACCAGCAUUGCCAUACCAGACAUGUAUGAGAGGGUGAAGGAGGUUGUUCUCACACACCUGAAAGAGGCUGAGAGUGGUAUCGUCCAUUUCACAACAAGCAUCUGGGUCACUAGCCAGACUCGGGAAUUUCUGACUCUUACCGCCCACUGGGUUUCAUAUGAAUCAUGUGUUAGACCUCAGGGCGAGGACUUUCACUGCUCUGCUCUCCUCAGUGUGUCACAGAUAGACUGUGACCAUGACAUGCUCAAUAUACAGAAGCAGCUCGAAUACUUCUGGGACACCUGGAUCAGCUCCUUAGGACUGAAGAAAGGAUUUACUGUAACCGACAACAAUGCCAUUGCAAACGUCCUGGAGGACAACAACCAUGUCAUCGUGCAGUGCUUUGGACACACCAUAGACCUAAUUGUGAGCGAAGCCAUAAAGAGUCAGAGGAUGGUUCAGAACCUUCUAAGCAUCGCUCGGAAGAUCUGUGAGCGAGUGUAUCGCUCAGACAAAGCAAAGGAAAAGUUGGCCGAACUGCAGAAGGUUUACCAGUUACCUGAAAAUUGCCUCAUCCAGGACGUUCCCUCAAAAUGGAGGACAUCCUUCUUCAUGCUUGAACGUCUGGUGGAACAAAAGAAAGCGGUCGACGAGAUGUCGAUAGAGUGCAACUUCAGGGAAAUGAUCAGUUGCGACCAAUGGGAAGUGAUGCAGUCGGUGUGCAAUGCGUUGAAGCCCUUCGAAGUGGCCUGCAGGGAGAUGAGCAAUCGCACUGCCAGUCUGGGUCAAGUCAUACCACUGAUACACAUUCUCAACCGAAAGAUAGACAUGCUCUUCGAUGAGACGAUGGGCAUCGACAACAUGCUCAAGUCUCUGAAGGAAGCGAUGGUGAGUAGGAUGUCAUCAACCCUACGCAACCCCAGGUACACUUGGGCGACAAUGUUGGACCCGCGGUACAAGGCUUCCUUGUUCACGGAGGAAGAGGCGGAGCAAUGCAAACAAGACCUCAUCAGUGAACUUCAGGUGUCCCUUUCUACCUCAAUUGAGACAAAGCCUUCACUAUCCAACGGAUGUGGUGGAGAGCUCCCAGCGUCAUCAAAUGGCUCUCCCUCAAACAACAAGGACAACCUCUGGGCACUCAUGGAUGACAUCAGACACAAGAUAAAACAGGAGGACAAGCCAAAAUCAUCUGAGCUGGCAGUGCUGGAAUACUUGGAGGAGGACAUACUUGAUCAAAGCUGUGAUCCACUGGACUAUUGGAACCUGAAGAAGUUACUGUGGCCUGACCUUGCCAAAGUCGCUGUCCGCUACGUGGGCUGCCCUCCCAGCAUUGUCCCAGCAGAGAUUCUGUUCAGCACAGCCAGUGUGAACUGCACUCUGAAUCAGCCCAUGCCAUUACUAGAAAACAUGGAGGGGCUUCUCUUUCUAAAGGUCAACCUACCGUUAAUUUAUUAUCAGCACUGAUUAAAACCAUUGCUUAUGAGGAGCUCCUUAUCAAGGUCCAAUUCAUAGAACUGUGAAAUGACCCUUUUGGAUUCAGGGGUAACUAAAGGAGAAUAGAUAUACCGAGGUUCAUUUUCAAAACAUGAGUGCAUUUGGAAUUGUUAAUUGCAUUUUUGUGUACUACUGUUGAAACACUUUAGAAUUUGCAUCAGUCAGCAACUCAGUGACGUGUCAGGGAGGGAGGGGUGUAUUUAGCAGUAGGGGUUGUGAAUAUUUGUUCCUGUCUUUUUUUUUUAUGUCAAAGUUGUCUUCUCUCUCCUUGUGCCUUAUCCAAAACUAAUUCAGGUCAAAUGCUGUAAAUACUUGUGCAAAUCAAGUCUUUCAAUUUACAUGGCUUAAUUUUAGAAACAAUGCUGGGUGUUUUUUCUAAAUGAACACAUGGCCCAAAAAUAAAUGCUGUGACUGAAAGAUGUUAAGUUUUGUUAUUUAAUUAUUUCAUUGUGAAUUUGUGGCUCAUGGUACUGUUGAUUUAGAAAUUGCUUUAACUUGCUGAAAUAGUUAAUAUUAUGCAAGAUGUUGUUUGAAGCAAUUUAUUUGAAAAUGUCUAGCACAAUUUUAAGCUUAUUUAAGGGAUUAAAUUAUGGGUUGUCAAGUAAUGUACAUAUGUAUAAAUAAUGAUUUCUGAACUUAAUUUGAUAAACGUGGAAGCAUUCAGACUGGAACCAUGCAAAUUGUCGUCAUUUGUAAAUAAAGGUUUCUUAUGUAA
This is a messenger RNA of Salvelinus sp. IW2-2015, 5625 nucleotides long. RefSeq names its product zinc finger, BED-type containing 4 (gene zbed4). Gene Ontology annotation, molecular function: DNA binding; protein dimerization activity. NCBI's taxonomy places the organism in Eukaryota, Metazoa, Chordata, Actinopteri, Salmoniformes, Salmonidae. The record is from RefSeq and is a predicted model, not a curated record.